GAGCGUCGAGUGAAUAUGGCUGCGCUCGGGGCUAGUCGCUGGGCCCGAGCCCUUGUAAAGGGGCAAGGGCAGAGCAUUUCAAAGAUGAUUCUCGGAUCGAGAGCAGCCUCUGGCAUAUCCAAAGACAUGUUGCCUGGGCCCUAUCCCAGAACCCCAGAGGAGAGGGCAGCAGCUGCUAAGAAAUACAACAUGAUCCCUGAGGAUUAUGAGCCAUACCCUGAUGAUGGCAUGGGGUAUGGAGAUUACCCGAAGUUGCCCGAUAGGUCGCAGCAUGAGAGAGACCCCUGGUACACGUGGGACCAUCCUGACCUGAGGAGGAAUUGGGGAGAGCCGAUGCAUUGGGACUUUGACAUGUACAUCAGAAACAGAGUGGACACCUCCCCCAGCCCUGUGGACUGGUCCACCAUGGUUAAACAUCUACUGGGUUUUGUUGGCUUCAUGUUGUUUAUGUUUGGUGUGGGAGAGAUCUUUCCCUCUUACCAGCCAGUGGCACCAAAACAGUACCCUUACAACAACUUGUACCUUGAAAAUGGAGGAGACCCAGAGAAAGAGCCAGAACCAGUGAAACAUUAUGAAAUCUAAUAUUACAAAUGUCUUUAUCCUGUAAUCUGUGUAUAUUUCUGUCUCUAAUAAAAUCGAACUGAAGUGUUGUCCUAAGUUA
Molecule: messenger RNA, 661 nt
Organism: Chanos chanos (milkfish)
Lineage: Eukaryota; Metazoa; Chordata; Actinopteri; Gonorynchiformes; Chanidae
Gene: ndufb8
Product: NADH:ubiquinone oxidoreductase subunit B8
Exons: 5
Coding region: 16-582 (188 amino acids)
Biological process (GO): mitochondrial electron transport, NADH to ubiquinone
Cellular component (GO): respiratory chain complex I; mitochondrion
Source: RefSeq, a predicted model, not a curated record